Molecule: messenger RNA, 1846 nt
Organism: Diachasmimorpha longicaudata
Lineage: Eukaryota; Metazoa; Arthropoda; Insecta; Hymenoptera; Braconidae
Product: venom acid phosphatase Acph-1-like
Exons: 6
Coding region: 328-1440 (370 amino acids)
Biological process (GO): dephosphorylation
Molecular function (GO): phosphatase activity
Source: RefSeq, a predicted model, not a curated record
UGCGCACAACUGCAAUUUGUCCAUGUCAGGUUAAUAAUUUCAGCGCACUUUUGAUACAAGUACGAAGUCUGAGUGCAGUCCGUUACAGACCAGCAUGUGGGAGUGUUAAUUCCACGAGAUCUCCCAAGUCCCGCGAUAUUCACUCUUGAGUAUUAAUAUCGCGAAUAACAUUGAUUGAUAAAUACAUUCCAUUAAAAAAAGUCAAUCCGUUUUGUAACUGAAAAGUCACUUUGAAGUGAACAUCGAAACUUUUCAUUGAUUAAUUUUCAUUAAUUAUUGAAAUAAUACUUAUUAUUUGUGCAUCGUUGAGUUAUAUUUUUUAUCGCAAUGUUGUUUAUCACUCGUCCAGCGUUUAUUAUUGUUUUUCUCUCUAUUCAUGCCAGUAUUGGAAUGGAGCUGAAGUUUUUGAAUAUCAUAUUCCGUCAUGGGGACCGAACGCCCAGUGAAGAUCCCUUUGAAUCCUUUCCAACUAGCCCAUACGUGAAUUCAACCUAUUCACCCCACGGAAUUGGACAAUUGAACAAUAGAGGAAAGUUACGAGCAUACGAGCUGGGGGCCUUCAUUCGUCAGCAGUACAAUGAUUUUCUCGGCAAGAUAUACCAUCCCCAUGAGAUUAUCACCCACAGCUCGGACUUGGAUCGGAUAAAAAUGUCCCUCCAGCUGGUCCUAGCGGGGAUAUAUCCUCCUGUUCCUGAACAGCGCUGGCACCCGACAUUGAGCUGGCAGCCAAUUGUCUGUGACUAUCUUAAACGAGAGGAGGAUUUGAUGCUGUUCGGGAUAGAGUGUCCAAAACAUUUAAAAGAGUUUCAAGCGGUUUUGGCCCUCCCAGAAGUCCAAGCUGAAGUCGCGAAGCACAGUGGUCUAGCAAAAAAUGUGUCCCAAUUUAUCGGAAGGCCCAUUUCUGCAACCAAAGAUUUCUUGAACCUCUACAAUGGACUGACGUCCCUCCAAGGAAUGGGACUCCAACUCCCCGAAUGGACAGAUGGAAUUUUUCCCAAUGGAUCGUUACUAGACGUAGCCACUUUGCAUUAUCGACUCUUGAGUUAUAACGACAGAUUGAAAGCUUUGAAUGGAGGGAUGAUCUUGAAGAACUUCACGGACAAUAUGCUGGCGAAAAUCAAUGGAGAUGGACCCUCUGACCUGAAGAUGGUGAUAGUCAGUGGGCACGAGAUACACAUUGCUCUUCUUCAACUGGCCCUCGGGGUCUACGAUAAUCACCACGUGCCUCAAUACUCCAGCGCAAUUUUUGUUGAAUUGCUCGAGGAAAUGAGUAAAUAUUACGUGAGGAUAUAUUAUUAUCUAGGGAUCCCCCCCGUCAGGAGAAGGAUAGUAAUCCCUAGGUGCAGUGAGCCUUGUCCUCUCGAGAAAUUCGUGGAACUUUAUGGAAAUGUGCUCCCCACUGACUCCGACAUGACAUGCGAGGGGCCGAACAAAUCUUAGAAAAUAGGAAUUGUCUGUUCAUCGGAGGUGGCACGGACGAGAAAAUUUGAGGGAAAAUCUGGAGAAUUCAGUGAAAAAAUAGAGAAUAUUUCGUUAUAUCAAGUAAUAUUUGGUAAAAAAUUCUCAUGAUUUUUUUUUUCAAUUUAUUCUUUAGGUCGUACGACAAUGCAACUAAAAAACAUCAUGAAAUCACAAAUUCUACGCGAAUAUAAAAAAAAUCGGUCUGAACAAGGACUAAAACGUUUAAUCUGAACUGAAAAUAGGCAGAAAUCCAGUCGAAUUCUCCAGUUAAUUUUCUUCUAUUAAAUUUUUUCGAUCGUAGUUAAAAUAAGCCCAAGUAUUGUUACUAAAACGACAAUAAGAUAAUGUUAUUUAUUGAUAAUAUAUCAAAGAAGUGAUUUUCCCA